Procambarus clarkii (red swamp crayfish) is the source of this 8527-nucleotide messenger RNA. RefSeq names its product titin homolog. The record is from RefSeq and is a predicted model, not a curated record. NCBI's taxonomy places the organism in Eukaryota, Metazoa, Arthropoda, Malacostraca, Decapoda, Cambaridae.
CCGUCAGUAGCUUCAGUUGACACUUGGCAGGUGGUGGGGAGGGACGUACACGCUCUCUCUCAACUCCGGCAUGACUCGUCUACGGAAAGUGUGGGCGGCGAGGGUGGUGGUGGUGAUGGGCGUACUAGUGGCUACCCUACAUGGGGCCACGCUACCCAGGACCCCCGCCCACUCCUACACCCUCAACCAUGCAUCCAGCAACCAUACACAUCCAGAAGGAGGGGAGGACCCGCAUCCCGAGGGCGUGGCGGGCCAGAAGGUACCUGCCAAAGGGAUGAAGGAGCUGCUGGAGUUCCUGCAGCUGGAGGCUCUUGAUGCUCACGACCCGAGGAUCAGCCAGCCUGGAGGACUUAAGAUGGCCUCUCACACUGGCGACGAUUUGGUCUUUACCAGAGACCCCCGGGGGAAGGUUAACGUCAAUGGGUCGCCAGUGGAGGGCCUGAAGACGUUAGAUGAUGGUACCAAGAUUUACACCCUGGAGCGCUUCCUGGAAGACCACAAGGACCGCCUGGAUGAAGCCUUCCAGUUCCUCAGCUCCCAUGCCAGUGAGACCAGGCCGUCAUCCUCACUUCUCGGCAAGGCGUCACAAGAGCAUGCAGGCGAGCCAUCCGUGGGACCAGUGCAGGUACCUCGACCCUCCUCCGUUGAAAAAGAUGACACUGCUCGCUAUUCUGUCGUGGUCAGUCAAGUGACGGAAAUCUCAUCUGAAACGUCCCCUCCAAUAACGGCCUUCUCUCAGCUCAAAGACAUCAUCCCAGUUACUGAAUCCAUUGCAUCUGUCCCUGAAGAUAUCCUCCCUCUUACUGAAUCUCUUAAUGUCGCAUAUGUUCCAGAAACUCAGUCCCUUGUUGAACCAAAUCUGGUCACAGAAACCUUUGAUGGAUAUUCGCCUUCCACUACCACUGAAGUAGUACUUGAUUAUGAAAAUUUCAAAGCAAUGCCAAUGGGCGACUUUAGUUAUGGAUUAUUACCCGAGGAAAAGAUGCUAUAUGCAGAUAAUUUAGAGACACCAACAAACAGAGAACCCAACCCUGAGAUGGAUGAUUCUGUUCUGCUUCUUCAGGAUUCUACAUUGAAUGCUCACACACCAGAUGGAAAACUUGAUUUUAUUCCAUUGGAGGAACCAGAGCAAGAAAUUGAUGAUAAUCCAAGCAGAGAAGCUAAAUCGCUAAGCGCAAGUUACGAUGUGCCUGAUGGAGUUGAAGACUCAAAUACUACAGAGCCUGUGUCAGCAAUUGAAAUAGCAGCAGAUACUAACCCGAGUACUGAAAUUUCGUUUGAGAGCUCCGCUGGUUCUGUAUCAAGCUCUGAAAUCUCACCUGAAGCAUCUGUGGAUACAGCUGUACUCUCAGAAGCAGAAGAUAACCUUCAUCUUACAACUAACAGCCCUUCUGUGUUCACUGUCCAUGAAGUGGAAGUACCUGAAACAAACAAAACCAUUCCUCUAUCCAAAGUCAUUGAACCUGAAAGAGAUGAACGAGCUUUUGAUGAAGAAGAUGCAGUAAUUGAAAUUAAAACACAGGCACUUGAAAAACACCUAAUAUCAUCAGAUGCAGUUACUGCAGAGCUUCAAACAGUGGAAUCAAUUUCCGAAAUUGACGUUCCAGAGGAAACAGAAUUGGCAGAAUCUGAAUUAGAGGCUCCAGUGUCAGAAGCAGACAUUACACUGCCUGUAACAGAGAUAUCUCUUUCAAAAGCAGAUAUUACAGUGCCUUUAACAGAAAAAUCGCUUUCAGAAUCAGAUAUUACAGAGCCGGAAACAAAAGUACUACAGCCUGAAUCUGAAUCUGAACCAGAGGUGGGAGUGUCUGGUAUGGCAGUGAAGAUUGGCAGGAUUCCCCCUCUAGUAGAGGAAUUUGAGGCUUCCACACUGAUUGACCUGUGGCACCAUGCCCUCACAAACCAGGAUGCAUUGACUUCUCCCAAAGACUCUGCAGAUCCGAUGACAAUUCUGUCACCCGACUACCUGGAGGUGGUGAAGCUGGUGGUACAGGAUGCCUCUCACCCGCUCUAUGGCAGCAGUGCUGACAACCAGGCUCUCCGUUCUAAGUUCCUGCUCGACUACUUGGUACUCAAUCCCGUGAUUGACCAGGAUCCCAGGCUGGCUCAACCCGAGGGGCUCACCAUCACUAACAUGGCUGGCAAGGAACUCACAUUCAAGGUGGAUAAGCAGGGUAACAUUGUGGUCAACGACAUCCCUGUGGUGGGUCAUCAGAUCCUUCCUGACGGGACGCAAGUUUACAUUCUGAGUGACUUCCUUUUUGACCACAGAGCCAUAGUAUACCAGUCCUCACCCCCGCUCGACAACCCAGACACCACCCUCACUCCCGACACUUGGGAUCAAGCUCAAGAAUCAACAACCAGAACAGAAGAAUCGAGUACAGUCCUGCUUCCUGAUGCACCAGAAGCUGAUGUUGAAUCACCUAGCGAUUCGGAGCAGGCUGAGAGCUUGUUGCUGGUGGUUCCACCUAUGCCAGCCACCCUGGAGUCCAGGACCUCCUCCCUGUACAAUCUCUGGCGUCACACCUUAAGAAACCAAGGAUCUGCUGUUGCCACUAAUGACUCCACAGUUCCAGGGACCGUGGUAUCACCUGGCCAUGGGGUGAUGGUAACCUUGAUUCCUCAGGAUGCUCCCAACCCUCUCUACGACAACAGCGACCGCAACUCGGCCCUACGUGCACGUUUCCUGCUUGACUACUUUGUGCAUGACCCGAUAAGGGCCAAUGACCCCAGGCUGGCCCAACCAGAUGGGCUCACUGUUACCAACCUUGCUGGGAAAACUCUUACCUUCAAGAGAGAUGCUGAUGGAAAGAUGACUGUGAAUGGCAUUAGCGCGACUCAAGUGGAGCAGCUGCCAGACGGGACUGUGGUGUACACUGUCGAUGAAUUCCUCUUUGACCACAGAGCUCUGGUGGAGGAUGCCUUCAAGCAGCUCCUUAGAGAGAAUCUUGCUGUGGGCAUCGUUCCACUUCCAAGUGCGCGAGAACUUGAGGUGUCAGAACCCAUAAAUGAGACACCAGCGGCUCAUAAUGUGGCAGUCGUGCCUGAAAUACCCCAAGUUGUGGAGGAGGAUGAUUCCCUGCCAUUACUCAACCUGUGGCGCCAUGCACUCUGGAGCCAAGAUUCUUCGCUCUCUCUCAGAGACGCACAAGUCCCUAUGAUGCUUCUAUCACCCGACUUCUUCACAAUGAUGAACUUGGUACCUCAAGAUGUAGCGCACCCUCUGUAUGACGACAGUGAUGAGAAUGUAGCUCUCCGAACAGAGUUCCUACUUGACUACCUUGUUCAGGACCCUUUGGACACCCAUGAUCCCAGGACAACCGCUCCAGAGGGUAUCACUGUAACCAACCUUGCCGGGAAGAAACUCACAUUUAAAGCACAUGCCGAUGGAACUGUCAGUGUAAAUGGCAUCCCAAUAGAAACAGCUGAGGAACUGACUGAUGGAACUCAAGUUUACAUUCUGACUGACUUCCUAUUUGACCAUCGGGCAAGAGUAGGGGAGGCUUUUGAGCGACUGAACUCGAGAGUCAACACGAACUACUUCACUAAUCAAUUUGAAUCUGCAGUAGAGGUGCCAGUGACUGAUGAAGGGGUGCCAGUGUCUGAAGGAGGAUCACCAGUGUCUGAUGAAAGGGUGCCAGCAUUUGAAGGGGAAGCACCAGUGUCUGUUGAAAGGGUGCCAGCAAUUGAAGGGGAAGCACCAGUGUCUGUUGAAGGGGUGCCAGCAAUUGAAGGGGAAGCACCAGUGUCUGUUGAAAGGGUGCCAGCAAUUGAAGGGGAAGCACCAGUGUCUGUUGAAAGGGUGCCAGCAAUUGAAGGGGAAGCACCAGUGUCUGUUGAAGGGGUGCCAGCAAUUGAAGGAGGAGCACCAGUGUCUGUUGAAAGGGUGCCAGCAAUUGAAGGGGAAGCACCAGUGUCUGUUGAAGGGGUGCCAGCAAUUGAAGGGGAAGCACCAGUGUCUGUUGAAAGGGUGCCAGCAAUUGAAGGGGAAGCACCAGUGUCUGUUGAAAGGGUGCCAGCAAUUGAAGGGGAAGCACCAGUGUCUGUUGAAGGGGUGCCAGCAAUUGAAGGAGGAGCACCAGUGUCUGUUGAAAGGGUGCCAGCAAUUGAAGGGGAAGCACCAGUGUCUGUUGAAGGGGUGCCAGCAAUUGAAGGAGGAGCACCAGUGUCUGUUGAAAGGGUGCCAGCAAUUGAAGGAGGAGCACCAGUGUCUGUUGAAAGGGUGCCAGCAAUUGAAGGGGAAGCACCAGUGUUUGUUGAAAGGGUGCCAGCAAUUGAAGGGGAAGCACCAGUGUUUGUUGAAAGGGUGCCAGCAUUUGAAGGGGAAGCACCAGUGUCUGUUGAAGGGGUGUCAGCGUUUGAAGGGGAGGCACCAGUGUAUGAUGAAGGGGUGUCAGCGUUUGAAGGGGAAGCACCAGUGUAUGAUGAAGGGGUGCCGGCAUUUGAAGGAGGAGCACCAGUGUCUGUUGAAGGGGUGUCAGCGUUUGAAGGGGAAGCACCAGUGUAUGAUGAAGGGGUGUCAGCGUUUGAAGGGGAAGCACCAGUGUAUGAUGAAGGGGUGUCAGCGUUUGAAGGGGAAGCACCAGUGUAUGAUGAAGGGGUGUCAGCGUUUGAAGGGGAAGCACCAGUGUAUGAUGAAGGGGUGUCAGCAUUUGAAGGAGAAGCACCAGUGUAUGAUGAAGGGGUGUCAGCGUUUGAAGGAGAAGUACCAGUGUAUGAUGAAGGGGUGUCAGCGUUUGAAGGGGAAGCACCAGUGUAUGAUGAAGGGGUGUCAGCGUUUGAAGGAGAAGCACUAGUGUCUGAUGGCGGGGUGCCAGCAUUUGAAGAAGGAUCACUAGUGUCUGUCAAAAGGGUGCCAGCGUUUGAAGGAGGAUCACCAGUGUUUGACAAAGGUGUGCUGGUAUCUGACAUGGAGAUACCACUGUCCAAACCAGAGGUUCUAGCACGUGAAGGCAACAUAUCAGAAUCAGAAGCAGAAGAGCCACUAUCUGAAGCAGAUGUGCCAUUAUCUGAAGCAGAUGUGCCAUUAUCUGAAGCAGAUGUGCCACCAUCUGAAGCAGAUGUGCCACUAUCUGAAACAGAUGUGCCACUAUCUGAAGCAGAUGUGCCAUUAUCUGAAGCAGAUGUGCCACUAUCUGAAGCAGAUGUGCCACUAUCUGAAGCAGAUGUGCCACUAUCUGAAGCAGAAAUACCAAUGUCUGCACCAUAUGACCUGGUAUUUGAAGCAGAGUUGCCAUUAUCUGAAGCAGAGAUAAAGGUUUUGGAAGAAAGGGUGCCUGUGGUAGAAUACAAGGUACCACUCUAUGAAGCAGAAGUAGCACUGUCUGAAACAGAGGUUCCACUGCAUGAAGCAAAGAUUUCAGACCUUAAAGCAGAGGUACCACUGUCUGAAAGAAAUGUUUCAUGGUCUGAAGCAAAGGUUCCACUUUCUGAAGCAGAGAUUUCAUACCCUGAAGCAGAUCUUGAAUCGGAGGCUACACUGUCUGAAGCAGAGGUUCCAUUGCCUAAAAUAAAUGUUCCACUGUCAGAAGCAGAGGUUGAGCUGUCUGAAAUAAACGUUCCUCUGUCUGAAUCAGAGGAUCCAUUGUCUGAAAUAAAUGUUCCACUGUCUGAAGCAGAAGUUCCAUUGUCUGAAACAAAUGUUCUACUGACUGAAACAAAUGUUCCACUGUCUGAAACAAAUGUUCCACUGUCUGAAAGAGAGGUUCUACUGUCUGAAGAAAAUGUUCCACUGUCUGAAACAAAUGUUAAUCUGUCUGAAGCAGCAUUGCAAGAACGUGAAACAGAAACACUGGUGUUUGAGGAAGAAUUCCCAUUGUCUGAAACAUAUGAAAUACCAAUAUCGAUUGAAGCUCCAGUGCCCAAAGCUCACCAACCAGGGUUUGAAGCAGAUGUAUCAGAAUCUGCAGCAAAGGUAGACAUGUCUGAGUCAGAGGCACCCAUUUUGGAAGCAGAAGCAUUAGAAUAUAUAGAAAAAGCACCAGUACUUGUUGAAGUGUCAGAACAUAUAGAAGAGGCACCAGUGCCUGUAGCAUUGCCAGAACGGGAGGAGUUACCAGUGCUUGCUGAAGUGUCAGAACAUAUAAAAGAGGCGCCAGUGCCUGUAUCAUUGCCAGAACGUGAGGAGGCACCAGUGCUUGUUGAAGUGUCAGAACAUAUAGAAGAGGCACCAGUGCCUGUAGCAUUGCCAGAACGUGAGGAGGCACCAGUGCUUGUUGAAGUGCCAGAACAUAUAGAAGAGGCACCAGUGCCUGUAGCAUUGCCAGAACGUGAGGAGGCACCAGUGCUUGUUGAAGUGUCAGAACAUAUAGAAGAGGCACCAGUGCCUGUAGCAUUGCCAGAACGUGAGGAGGCACCAGUGCAUGUUGAAGUGCCAGAACAUAUAGAAGAGGCACCAGUGCCUGUAGCAUUGCCAGAACGUGAGGAGGCACCAGUGCUUGUUGAAGUGUCAGAACAUAUAGAAGAGGCACCAGUGCCUGUAGCAUUGCCAGAACGUGAGGAGGCACCAGUGCUUGUUGAAGUGCCAGAACAUAUAGAAGAGGCACCAGUGCCUGUAGAGGUGCCAAAACAUAAAGAGGCACCAGUGCUUUUAGAUGCACCAGAACUUGGAGAAGAGGCACCAUUGCAUGUAGAAGUAACAGAUCUUAGAGAAGAGGCAUCAGUGCCUGUAGAAGUACCAGACCUUGGAGAAGAGGCACUAGUGCCAGAAGAAUUACUACACCAUGGAGAAAAGGCACCAGUACUAGUCUCAGAAGCACAAGACUCUGAAGCAGAAACUCUAGUGUCUGAAGUAAAUGAAUCCCUGACUCAAGCAAAUCCAGUUCCUGAGGUCGUUCCUGAGACAAAAUUACAAGUUCCUGAAGUGGAUUUACCCAUCUCUGAAGCAGAAGUAUCCAUCUUUGAAACAAAUGAGCCUACUUUUGAAGCAGAAGUACCCACAUCUGAAACACACAAGCCUACCUUUGAAGCAAAAGUACCCACAUCUAUAACACACGAGCCUACCUUUGAAGCAGAAGUACCCACAUCUGAAACACAAGAGCCUACCUUUGAAGCAGAAGUACCCACAUCUGAAACACACGAGCCUACCUUUGAAGCAGAAGUACCCACCUCUGAAACACACGAGCCUACCUUUGAAGCAGAAGUACCCACCUCUGAAACACACGAGCCUACCUUUGAAGCAAAAUUACCCACAUUUGAAAUAGAUGAACCCUCAGUUAGAAAAGAGCAUCCCACAAGUGAAUCAGAACUACCAACAUCUGCAGUAGAUACCCCAUUGAUCUCCAAGGAAGCAUCUGUGGCAGAGGCAACACUGACACUCCCCAGCAUCCCCCUGCUUGUGGAGGAGGCUAACCCCUCGCUCCUGGCUUUCUGGGACCGGGCCCUUACCUUCCAAGACUACUCAUCUACAUAUAAGCCCAAGACUAUUCUCUCACCCGCUCACCAUGUAAUGGUGAACUUGGUGCCUCAAGAUGCUCCACACCCUCUUUAUGAUUCCAGUCCCGAGAAUGUGGCUCUCCUUACUCAGUUUGUAGCAGAUCACCUCGUCCAAGAGUCAGUCAGCGGCCAGGACCCCAGGAUGGCGCAACCUCAGGGUCUCACUCUUACUAACCUUGGAGGACAUGAGCUCACUUUUAAAAAUGGUGAUGAUGGCAAAAUAACUGUAAAUGGCAUAUCUGUAGAGGAAGUUGUGACUCUUGCUGACGGAACAAAGAUGCUCAUCCUAUCCGACUUCCUUUUCAACCAUCAAGCCAAAGUUGAUGAGGCUUUCCAUAAACUUUUAAGUCAUCGGAGAAGGUCUAGUCAGCUUCAUAAACGUUCGACUGAAUUUACUGUCCUGUAGAGCAGGGCAAAGCAUAACAAUUGCUUACUCCAAGAUGGAUAAAUGCAGAUGUGAUAAGUGAAAGUCACUCAGAUUAUCGGCCCCAAAUGCAGGAAUCGCUGGCACAUAUCUAGUCAUAAAAGAUAGAAAUGAAAUGUUUGUGAUCAUUCUAUGUCACUGAUGGUGAGGCAUUGUUCUUUAAUCCAAGAAAAUUGACUUCUUUUGUAAAGUUUGACAAUGAGAACAAAAUGAUAUCCCCCCCCCCAGGCAAAUCUGGGCAAAUGCCAUUGAUGUAAUGUUGAAUCAACAUUCAUCUAAUGUUAACAUUGAUCCUAUGUCAACAAUAAUAUAACUGAUUUAAAAUUUCUCAAGCCUAUUUUGCCCAGUGGGGAUUCACUAAUUUCACACAUAUAGGUAAGUGUUGUGCCUUUGAAACUACUUAAUGAGCAAGGUAAUUUGAGGUGCAGUAGUUGAGUAUUCCUAUGAAACGAUUUUGUUUGUGUGUGUGUGUGUUUUUGUUUGUGUGUGUGUGUGGUUGUGGUGUCAUUUUGUGUCAAAUGUGUUUGCUUGUGUGAUUGAUAUUUAAAUGAGUGAAAUUAUUAAUUUUUUAAUAAUGGCAAAAGCUAAAAAAAAAUUGGAUGUAAGUUUAUAUUUACUGAAUUUUAAUGGAACAUUGAAUGUGAGUGUUUAUUAAAGUUUUCAAAACUG